Molecule: messenger RNA, 4136 nt
Organism: Mercenaria mercenaria
Lineage: Eukaryota; Metazoa; Mollusca; Bivalvia; Venerida; Veneridae
Product: solute carrier family 2, facilitated glucose transporter member 1-like
Exons: 14
Coding region: 344-2074 (576 amino acids)
Biological process (GO): monosaccharide transmembrane transport
Cellular component (GO): membrane
Molecular function (GO): hexose transmembrane transporter activity
Source: RefSeq, a predicted model, not a curated record
AGAGAUGUCCUUGUUUAAUAUGGGUUUAUCUUUACUCUUGAGCACAAACAAACCAUGUGACCUAGGAAUGAUCAUAUUCUUAUUGAGAUAAGAUGAGUGUUACAUUAAGAUAUCGGUCAGGUUUCACAUUUUGAAUAUUUUACAACCACAUGUGUUGAAAAAGAAAGUGGAAGUACAUAAAUAUACUCAGGACUAUUAAUAGUUACGUUUAAGAAAGAAAAACUUCUCCCUGAAAUUACCGAAUACCUUGGAUUGAAAAUAAGAGCCAGAUCUGAACUACAUAUUUGUUGUAUUCUAUUUGUAAUCUGCCGGCUGACACCCUGAACAUCACAUACAGUACAAAAUGGGAGAAUCGGAAAGUGGCCCUGUUAUGACAUGGUGGUUGUUUCUCAGCAUCACAAUUAGUGUGUUCGGUAAUUCAUUCCUGUAUGGCUAUAAUAUCGGUGUGGUCAAUUCUCCAGCCAGGAUGAUCAAAGCAUUUUACAAGAUGACAUAUCUCGCUCGUGAUGGAGUGAAAACAUAUUACAACAGUGAAGACAGAAAUCUUUAUUUUACGUCACUUCCGGAGUCAUAUGCGAACAACUUCACUGUCACAACAACUGUCGAACCGCUAGGUGUCGCUGAACCAGAAGCAGAACCUUUUGGUGGCUCAAAUGACACAUCUGGAGGAAACGGCACAUUAGGUGUUGCACGUGAUCCGUUUCUCGCAUUUACAGAAGAAGAAAUUGAGGCAGACAAUGUUAUCGAGAUCUUGUGGUCAAUAACAGUAGCUUUCUUUGUUUUCUUUGGCAUGAUCGGUGCGUUUUCAUCCGGAAGAAUAGCCGACUACUUUGGAAGAAAGAAAGGCAUGGUUUUAAUCACUUUUCUGAUGUUUUUGGCGGGAAUAUUUGGCGGUAUUCCCACGGUAGCUAAAUCACCAGAAUGUGUUAUGGUGUCAAGAAUAUUCGUCGGAUUGCACACUGGGAUGGGUAUAAGUCUGGCAUCGCUUUACCUUGCGGAAAUAUCCCCCAAGAAGAUCCGUGGGGCAGUUGGCACGUGCCAUCAGCUUUUCGUGACAAUGGGCAUAUUGUGGUCAAUGGUACUUGGUCUGCCGACAUUAGCUGGUACCUGGGCCACAUGGCCAGCCCUAUUUGCUUUCAACGCCGGACCCUCUCUGGUGUGUCUACUGUUUAUGCCGUUAUGUCCGGAGAGCCCAAGAUACUUGUUGAUAAAGAAAAAUGACGAAGAGGGGGCAAGAAAAGCUUUGAGAAAGCUACGUGGCAGCGGAUAUUCUCGUAUCGAAGACGAAAUUGAAGAAAUGAAAAUUGAAGCCAGAAAAGCGUCUUCUGUAGAGACUUUUACAAUGAAGAAAUUGUUGGUUACACCAGAAUUAAAGUUACCAUUAAUUAUAGCUAUUGUUGUACAGAUUGCGCAACAAUGGUCAGGUAUAAACGCCGCAAUGGCGUACUCGAGUUUUAUUUAUACACAAGCAAAUGUUCCUGACAGCGUCAUUCCUUAUGUCGUUGUGGGUCAAGGUGCUGUGAAUGUCAUAUCAACUAUUGUUAGUGUUCCCUUGAUGGAGAAGUUAGGUCGGCGGCCGCUAUUAAUAUGGCCUCUAUGUGGUAUGAUUGCAUCUUUCAUAGCACUGACAGUCUGUCUCAAUCUACUACAGGACGACGCAUACGCGGAACAGAAAAAUGUACUAGCAAUCAUCUCUAUAAUAGCUAUGUUGACGUUUGUCAUUGGCUUUGCCUUAGGACUCGGUCCUAUUCCAUACACGAUAGUGUCCGAAAUAUUCCGACAAGAACCACGUGCUGCAGCCAUGAGUCUGUCAAUGGCAAUCCAGUGGACAUGCAAUUUCAUCCUGUUGUUGACGUUUAGAUUUAUACAGAAAAGCAUUGGCGCCUACACGUACCUUAUAUUUAUCGUCAUUAUGGUCGCUUCAUUCAUCUUCCUGUUUAUCUACGUUCCGGAGACCAAAAAUAGGACGUUUGAUGAAAUCGCACGUGCUAUAGCUUCCGGAAAGGAGAAGAAACGACGGGAUUAUAGCGAAGAUGAAGAAGAAAUGCAGCCAAUGGGCCGGCAGAGUGACUGAGUAAUAAAAGACAUGUAUAGGCUCAAAAAUGGCUAGGCUUCCUAGAUUGUAACGGAUAAAUUUAUAAAAUGUUGUUGUGCUGUUUAAAUAAGCAUAGAAACCAAAGUCCACACAGAUCUAUUUUAUAACAAGAGACCAAAAUGGGCCUAAGUCGCUCACCUGAAGAGGACUUCGACGAUCUGACCUUGCUUCUAAUCAGGUUUGGUGAAAAUCCUUUAAGUAGUUCAUUAACAAAAGUUAUUUAAAGUUUUUCUAUAUUUUGCUGUGACGCCCCAAAAAUGCAUAACCAUAAGAACAAACUUCAUGACACGAAGUUGUUUUUAAAAAUCUGAUUUUAACUCUGGUGUCCCCUUAAAGGAACCAAGCAGAACCAUAACAAUGAAACUACAGACCAAGUUUGGUGAAGAUCCAUCAAGCGGUUCAUGAAAGGAAGUCAUUAAAAGUUUGUUUUUUCUAUUUUUAGCUCUAACGGCCCCUAAAAGAGGCCAAUUGCCCCAAAUUUAAACAAACCUGGGAAAUUUGAUGCUACACGUCAAGUCUGAUGAAGAUUCAUCAGAAGAAGUCAUCUAAAGUUUUUUUUUAUUUUCAACUGUAGUGGCCUCUAAAAGGGCCAAACACCACCACUAAAUAUUUUUGAGAGAGGGCCUUACAGUGAUGCUAUACACCAAGUUUGGUCAUGAUCCAUCAAACGGUUCAUGAGAAGAAGUCAGUUAAAGGCAUUUCUAUUUUUUAGCUCUAGCGGCCCCUGAAAGGGGCAAAGCACCCCCAUUUAAAUAAACUUGGGAUAGGACCUAAUAAUGAUGUACAGACCAAAUUUGAUGAAGAUCCAUUGAGCGGUUUCUAAAAGGUAAUUUUAUUUCAAGCCCUAGUGGCCCCUAGGGUCAUGCUAAACAAUACCAAUUGGCUAAAUUUAUGUUGAUGGGGGAGAAGUGGUGGUCCUGACCCAAAGUGUCUGUGGUAGCUUUACCGUUGCACUGGAACCCGGACUAUUUUAAUAAUACAUGACCUUGCUGACAACCAGCCCUAGGAUGUUUCAAUUAUUCAUUCUGCAUCACAUAAAAUGCAUUUAUUUAGGAAUUACGUUUUAUAUUUUAUACUUAUAGAAUGCUAGCUGCAUGUUUACAUUAGUUUUCCGCCUAGAAUACAUAUAAAUGUAGGGAUGCUUUAUGUUGAUUAUCAUUAAAUUUUGUGAAAUUAAGGUUGUAGAUCCAUAAUGACAUUCGGUAAUUUCCGUAGGAUUUACGAUUUCACCGUAUCUGAUAUCGGCAUUAUCCGGCUGAUACGGAAACCAUGGCUCGCAUGAACUGUAUUUACGACCAGAGGAAACGAAUUCACGGACAAUAAUACGAAAUCACCCGGAAAUUGUCGAUUAUCAGUAUGGCUUUAAAAUUUUGAUUAUUAUAGUUAUAUGUCUUUAAGACGUUUCCAGUUUAUUGUCGGUUGAAAAUAUUAAGCGUUUAAUAGAAAUAGAUUUAAGAAGAAAUUAUAUCGAGUAGAUGUCAUUUUAGUCAUACUCUUUUUUGACUUUAAUGUUACCAUCAGGUCACCAAUAUUUAGAUAUAGGGCAUUAAAGGCAACAUUAAUGACAAAUAUUUCUGAAACGGUUAAAAUGAAAUAAUAUGCAGUUUCAACACGAUUUGUGUUCAGUAAGUUACUAUGUUCCAUGUUUGAAUAAAAGUGAGUAAUAUUACAGUAUCUGUAUUUCGUGUAAAGGCCAAGGACCAUAAUUUUCAACAUUUUAAGUCCGACGAUAAUACUGCUAAGUUCUAUUUGCUCUACUGAAAUAUUGUGUUAAAGCUACUCGUCCACAGAUCAAGUGAAAUUUUUCAACAUGUUCCUUUCAACCAAGUUUGACAUAGAAUAUAUAUAUAGGAUACUGAAAAGUGAUAAAUUUGGUGAAAAUAAAAGUUGGAUAUUGGUGAAAAUGCAAGAAGAAUGUAAAUUUUCUGCAUUGUUUCAAAAGCGUUGCAACGGUUUACUGCCUUUUGAACAAUAUAUUUUGGUUAUUUUAUAAGAAUAUCUUGCAAAAAUCUUCUGCUAUUAAAGUUUAUACUACAAGUCA